Parastagonospora nodorum SN15 is the source of this 648-nucleotide messenger RNA. RefSeq lists its product as hypothetical. Bases 1 to 648 code for a protein of 215 amino acids. The transcript has a single exon. Lineage: Eukaryota; Fungi; Ascomycota; Dothideomycetes; Pleosporales; Phaeosphaeriaceae. The record is from RefSeq and is a predicted model, not a curated record.
AUGUGUAUCUACUGGAAGAAGAAACACACGUGCGGCCACAUCAGCGACCGCCCCUACAUCGAGAUGUGCCGCCCCGGCUGUCUAAGCAACACCAUCUGCACCGACAUCAGCACCAACGAGACGCUGCGCAACAGCUACUUCCCCUGCUAUCCGUGCAUCAAAGCCGAAGCCCGCGCCGAAGCUGAAGCCCGCUACCACGCCCAGCACGACGCCGUCGUCGCCGCCAACCAAGCCCGCACUAGUGCUCUCCGCGAGAAGCACGCCGCCGAGCAGCGCGCCAAGGAAGAGCGUAUCCGCCGCGAGGCCCGCGAGAAGGCUGCCCGCGAGCGCGAGGAGGAGAACCGCGUCAAGAUGCUCAGGGAAAAGGAGGAGGAGCGCGCGAAGAAGGAGGGCGGCAUGUGGAUUGAGACAGGCAGUGGGAAGAAGGCAAAGGGCAAGAAGGGUAAUGGCGCGCUGGGUUUCCCUGUUCUGCCAAACUCGACCCCGUCGGUGAUCAAGACGUUUGCGGAGGUGGGGAGGAAGGAGAAUGAGGGCGGGAAGACGAUGAGUCUGAUGAAGGAGAAGGGUGUGGAUGCCGGUGGUAGGGCGGGCACCUGGGGUCCUAAGAAGAUUCUCAGUCGCAAGGAGAACGCGACGGUGAAGAAGUGA